CAGGAGUUUAACUCGCUUUGAUUCAGAAAUUGUAGGUUCUACUCUGAUUUCCAAGUCCAGCAUCUGUUUGUUCUCAUAAAGCUUCUCGAUUCCCUCAAUCAUGUACCUGGUACACGCAUCCCCCUCGCUUCGAACCUGUUCCUCCAAUGGCCGAAGAGAUUAGCCUUCGAGAUGUCUCUGACUUCCUUAUUGGUCUGGUAAAGGAGGCAGCAGAUAUAAUCCUAGAUGCCAGGCCGACCACGAACACGGCGACCUCCAAGAAGAACACUGCAGAUAUUGUAACCGAGACAGACCAAGCAGUCGAGAAGUUCGUACAAGAAGCUCUAUCACGAAAGUACCCAACAUUCGCAUUCGUCGGCGAAGAGUCGUACAAGUCUGGUGUCAGGAUCACGGACCAGCCAACCUUCAUCGUAGAUCCCAUCGACGGGACCUCGAAUUUCGUACAUGGCUUCCCUGCAUCAUGCAUCUCGAUCGGUCUAGUAAUCAAUCGUCGACCUGUCGUCGGCGUGGUAUACAAUCCGUUUCAAGAAGAGCUAUGGAGCGCAGUGCAGGGCGAAGGUGCCUUCACACAACGGGCAAACCAUCCGAGACAGCAGUUGCCGCUCAACAAUACACCACUACAAGGUCUCGGACCAGCUUGUAUUGGCAUUGAAUGGGGCAGCGACAGAGAGGGACCCAACUUCGAGUUGAACCUGAAGGUCUUUACUACGUUGUCGCGCACGGCGGCUACUGGGGGACGAUUCGUGAACUCUCUGCGAUGUACGGGUUCGGCAGCUAUCACGAUAUGCAGAGUUGCAGCUGGGCAACAAGAAGCAUUUUGGGAAUGUGGAUGUUGGGCUUGGGAUGUUGCCGCCGCGUGGUGCAUUCUAGCUGAGGCGGGAGGUCUGAUGGUUGAUGGCCAUCCUGGCAAUUGGAGACCACCGAUUGAUAACCGGAGAUACCUGGCUGUGCGGCCUGCCGUAAGUGGUCAAGAAACAUUUGUAGAGGAGUUUUGGUCCGUCAUUGGGAAUGAUAGAUCAACAUACGGACCACCAAGUUGAUAGCAUUAAAAGAAGCUGUGUGG
Aaosphaeria arxii CBS 175.79 is the source of this 1063-nucleotide messenger RNA. Its product is annotated as inositol monophosphatase. Bases 147 to 1040 code for a protein of 297 amino acids. Gene Ontology annotation, molecular function: inositol monophosphate 1-phosphatase activity. Gene Ontology annotation, biological process: phosphatidylinositol phosphate biosynthetic process; inositol metabolic process; signal transduction. The transcript has 2 exons. NCBI's taxonomy places the organism in Eukaryota, Fungi, Ascomycota, Dothideomycetes, Pleosporales. The record is from RefSeq and is a predicted model, not a curated record.